This is a messenger RNA of Closterium sp. Yama58-4, 2160 nucleotides long. NCBI's taxonomy places the organism in Eukaryota, Viridiplantae, Streptophyta, Zygnematophyceae, Desmidiales, Closteriaceae. The record is from the annotation of a GenBank genome assembly.
AUGGCGGUUCCGCACGGGCAGGGUCAGAUGGACAAAGAUUUUCUCUGCCCAAUUUGUAUGGAGCCGAUGCGCGACGCGUUUUUAACGGCGUGCGGACAUAGUUUCUGCUACUCGUGCAUCACCACACAUCUGCAUCACAAGCGGAACUGCCCGUGCUGUUCGCAGUUCCUCACUCUCGACCAGAUUUUCCCCAAUUUCACGCUUAACAAGCUCCUGAAGAAGGCCACGGCGACGCAGAUGGUCUCGACCGCGUCGCCGUCGCAGCACCUGCGGCUGGCGCUGCAGCACAGCGCGGACAUGAGCAUGAGCGUGCGCGAGCUGGACGCGCUGCUGGCGCUGCUGGCGGAGAAGCGGCGCAAGGCGGAGCAGGAGGAGGCGGAGAUGAACAUGGAUAUCCUGUUGGAUUUCUUACAGCGGUCGCGGCAGAAGAAACAAGCGGAACUGGACGAGCUCCGCGCGGACCUUCUGUUCAUCCGCGAGGAUAUAGCGGCGGUGGAGCAGCGGCGGCGCGCGCUGCAGCAGAUGCGCGAGCAGUCCGCCGCCGCCAUCCACGCGCUGCUCUUCCGCGGAGGCGCGUCUUCCGCGGGUGGCGCAGGGGACGAGACGGGGUUCGGAUCCGGGGGACUGGCGGGGCUGAAGGCGGGCGCGGGGGGAGGGCUGUCGGGGAGCAAGCGGAGGGGGGGACCCGCGCUCGCGCACCACCUGCAGCAAACCGCGCAGAAGAUGCGCGUUCAGGGGGAUGCGCGGGGGAUAGUCGGAGGGGGAGUGGGGGCGGUGAAGGAGGAGGCGGAAGGGGAAGGGGGAGGGGAUGGUGGAGGGCUCGUCGCGUGUGGGCCGUCGGAUAUUGCCAUGUCCGCAUCAACGGUUGCCAAGAAGCGACGAGUAUUUUCCCAUUUCGACGACCUACAGGAGUGCUACCUGCACCACCGCCGCCAGGCAGCGCGCGCCGCCAAGCCCGCGGGAGCAGCGGCAGGAGGAACUUCCGCACCUUCAGCUGCAGCAACAGCAGGGGCUGGGCUGGGGAGGCGCGGAGACGGCUCAGCAGCGGAGGGCGCGGCGGUGGGGCAGGUGGAUCUGGGCAUGGGCCUGGAGGACUUCCGGCAGGUUCUGGCGGCAUUCACACGGUUCAGCCGAGUGAAGGUGGUGGCGGAACUGAGGCAGGGGGAUUUGUUCCAUUCCUCUAACAUCGUAUCCAGUAUCGAGUUCGAUCGGGAUGACGAGUUCUUUGCGACUGCAGGGGUGUCCAGGCGAAUCAAGGUCUUCAAUUUCUCGCAGGUGGUGGGCGAGCUAGCAGACGUGCACUGUCCAGUCGUGGAGAUGCCAACCAGAUCCAAGCUCAGCUGUCUCUCUUGGAACCCCUACCUCAAGGCGCACAUCGCGAGCAGCGAUUACGAAGGCAUUGUGACCGUGUGGGACGUGGGCACGGGGCAGAGCCUGCUGGAGUAUGAAGAGCACGAAAAAAGGGCCUGGUCUGUGGACUUCGCACGGACUGAGCCUACAAGGCUAGUCUCUGGCAGCGAUGAUGGGAAGGUGAAGAUCUGGUGCACGAGGCAGGAGAGCAGUGUGCUCAACAUCGACAUGAAGGCCAACAUCUGCUGUGUCAAGUUCAACCCCGGUUCAGCCAACUUCAUUGCGGUGGGGUCAGCAGACCAUCACAUUCAUUACUACGACAUCAGGGCUCCAGCUCUCCCUCUCCACGUGUUCACUGGUCACCGCAAGGCUGUGAGCUACGUCAAGUUCCUCUCGCCCUCGCAGCUCGCCUCUGCCUCUACUGACAGCACACUCCGGCUCUGGGACGUGCACUCCCACGCUGCGAUCCGCACAUUGAGGGGCCACACCAAUGAGAAGAACUUUGUCGGCUUGUCGGUCAACAGUGACUACAUCGCGUGCGGCUCUGAAACUAAUGAAGUGUACAUCUAUUACAAGGCCAUGUCCAAGCCAAUGGCAGUGCACCGAUUUACCAACUCUGACCCUUUUACCGGGGAAGACAGUGACGAGGAUACAGCACACUUCAUCUCUGCAGUGUGCUGGAAGGGCGGAGGGGGAGAGGGAGGAGGAGCAGGAGCAGGAGGGGAAGGGGGUGCUGGGCAACAGCAGGAGGCAACGAUGCUAGCAGCAAACAGCCAAGGGACCAUCAAGGUGCUGUCCUUGGCGCCUUAG